This is a messenger RNA of Geodia barretti, 2862 nucleotides long. The record is from the annotation of a GenBank genome assembly. Lineage: Eukaryota; Metazoa; Porifera; Demospongiae; Tetractinellida; Geodiidae.
AUGACCACAGCCCAGCGUCAAGUUGAGCUCCGUUUCGACGCGGUCGAAAUCGACCGCAAAUGGCAGGAGCGGUGGGAACGCGACGGUAUCUAUCGGGUCGAUGACAACGACCACCGUCCGAAGUGGUUUGAAAUGACCAUGUAUCCGUACCCGUCCGGUGACCUGCACAUCGGCCACUGGUACGCCAUGGCGCCGUCGGACGCUCACGCUCGGUUCCGCCGAAUGCAGGGCUACAACGUGCUGCACCCCAUCGGCUUCGACGCCUUCGGCCUCCCCGCCGAGAACGCCGCCAUUUCCCGCGGCAUCCAUCCCUACGAGUGGACCAUGUCCAAUGUGGAGAACAUGCGCCGCCAGUUGCGGUCGAUGGGCACGGUCUACGACUGGGAACGGGAAGUGGUCUGCUGCCUGCCGGAGUACUACCGGUGGAACCAGUGGUUCUUCACCAAGUUGUACGAACGCGGCCUGGCCUACCGCGCGAAAGCCCCCGUGGUGUGGUGCCCGUCGUGCCAGACGGUGCUCGCCAACGAGCAGGUGCUCAACGGCGUUUGCGAGCGGUGCGAAACUACCAUCACCCGCCGCGAUUUCGAGCAGUGGUUUUUCCGCAUCACCGACUAUGCCGACGAACUGCUGGACUUCGACACCCUAGAGGAAUGGCCAGACAAGAUCCUGACGAUGCAGCGGAACUGGAUCGGCCGCAGCGAGGGCGUGGACAUUGGCUUCGACAUUUCCGACUACGGCAUCGAAGAGCGGGAGAUCCGCACCUUCACCACGCGCAUCGACACCAUAUUCGGCGUGACCUUCCUCGUACUGGCCCCGGAGCAUCCCCUGGUGUCCAAGCUCACCUCCGAUAGUCGCCGGGCGGAGGUCGAAGCCUAUGUUGGCCAGGCCCGCGCCUCCUCGGAAAUCGACCGCCUGUCCGCCGACCGGGACAAGACCGGCGUCUUCAUCGGGGCCUACGCGCGUAACCGCCUGAGCAACGAGCAGGUGCCUAUUUACGUCGCCGACUACGUGCUGACCACCUACGGCACCGGCGCGGUGAUGGGUGUACCCGCCCACGACCAGCGCGACUACGACUUCGCCCGGAAGUAUCGCCUGCCCGUCCGCACCGUCAUUGCUCCCAUAACUUGGGACGGACGGGAACCGACGGAGGCUUUCAUCGGCGACGGUUUUAUGACCAACUCCGGCGCCUACGAGGGCAUGACGAACGAAGAGGGCAUAGAAGCCAUCGCCAAGGACGUGGAGAAACGCGGCUGGGGACACCGGACCGUCACUUAUCGCCUCCGCGACUGGCUCAUUUCCCGCCAACGCUACUGGGGCACUCCCAUUCCCAUGGUCUAUUGCGACGAGUGCGGCGUGCAGCCCGUGCCCGAAGCGGACUUGCCCGUCCUCCUGCCCGAGGACGCUGAAUUCCGGCCCACCGGGGAAUCUCCCCUGGCCAUCAACGAGUCCUUCGUGAACACGGAGUGCCCGAAAUGCGGUGGCCCGGGUCGGCGGGAAACGGACACCAUGGACACCUUCAUGGACUCGUCCUGGUACAUGCUCCGCUAUUGCACCCCGCAGUUUAGCGACGGGCCCUUUGAGCCCCAGGCUACAUCCGACUGGAUGCCGGUUCAGCAGUACACCGGCGGCGCCGAACACGCAGUCAUGCACCUGCUCUACAGCCGGUUCUUUAUCAAGUCGCUGCGGGACAUGGGUAUGCUCGACAUCGACGAGCCCUUCCUGCGCCUGUUCAACCAGGGCGUGAUCCUGGGCAGCGACCACGAAAAGAUGAGCAAGAGCCGCGGCAACGUGGUUAAUCCCGACGACGUGGUCGGUCAGGUCGGCGCCGACGCCGUGCGCUGCUUCCUCAUGUUCAUCGGCCCCUGGGACCAGGGUGGCCCCUGGAGCGACGAGGGUAUCAACGGCGUGGUCCGCUGGCUCAACCGCGCCUGGAACCUGGUGGAACACGAUCCCGCGCAACUGGACGACAGCGCCACCGACACAGUGACGGUGCGCGAAACCCAGCGCAUCCUCCACCAGACCAUCCGCAAGUGCUAUGAAGACCUGGACAAGUUCAAGUUCAACACCACCAUCGCCUCGCUGAUGGAGUUGGUGAACCACCUGAGCCGGGUCUGGAACGACGGAUCGAUAGACAGCGCCACAUGGCGUGAGUCCAUCGAGAAGUUCCUGCUGAUGCUGGCUCCCAUAGCGCCCCACGUGGCGGAAGAGUGGUGGGAGCGGGCCGGCCACGGCUACAGUAUCCACCAGCAAUCCUUCCCCAGCUGGGACGAGGAACUGGCGGCGGAGGACGAGCUGACGCUGGUGGUGCAGGUGAACGGCCGCCUGCGUGACCGCAUCACGGUGCCCGCCAGCAUCGAAGACGAUGACGCCCGAGAACGUGCCCUGGAAAGCCCGAAGGUCCAAUCCCACAUCGACGGGCAAGACCGUGCGGAACGUCGUGUACGUCCCCGGCCGCCUGGUCAACGUGGUGGUGGGUUAGCCGGGCACAAUAUGGGCGACGUCAACGUCUGGUUAGGGAUUUGGACGGCUGACGGUUCGGCUAUACUCGACGUGCCGGUGAAGGUUGAUACAGGCUCGACUUACUGCCAAUUGCCAGCGAACAUACUGCGGACACUGGGUUGGGAAGCGACCGAUGGAACGCGCACCUACCAACUCGCGGAUGGCUCACGAGGUUUGGCUCAGGUCGGUAUGGUCAAGAUACGCUUUCAUGAUGUGGACGGCAUGGAGUGGUUCGUAUUUGGCGAAUCAAGCGAUAUCAAACUAUUCGGAGUAGAAGCGUUGCAGAACUUCUCCCUUGGCGUAGAUCCAGUUAAUCAUCGAGUGAUACAUAUCGCGCCGGACCCAAUACCAACAUCGGGCUAG